AUGGUGAGAGCUGCCAUCAGUUUUUCCUCUGACAUGUUUCCCUGUCAGCGUCAGCCUGACUCCAGUGUCAACUGGGGACCUGUAACAUCCGGCACCGAGCUGGGGGCAGGGUCUGACUGCAAGCCAUGUUUACGGGAAUUCACUGAUCACCGCACUCCUGCUUUGGAGUAUCCCACCCACAGAAGCUUCCUCCCAUCCCUCAUUGCUGAGGAUGACUCCUUCUGCACCAACAUGGCUGAAGAGAAGGAGGAUUCAUCUUCCACAGAGCUGGAUGUGCCAGCAGCAGACUCGCACAGCAGCAUGGAGGAUCUCCUCUCAGACUCUGCUCUCCACGGCACUGAGUAUUACAAAGAUCUGGGGCUCCUGAGCGUGCCCAUUGCCAAAACAGCUCCAGAGACAGCAGCACAGCCAGAAGAAGGAUCCCAGGCUGUGCCUGCUGUUUGCUUAUUGGAAGAGAGACCAGGAACUCUGAGCAAACUGUCUGUGGAUGUUGCUUUCUCCAACCCCAUUUCCUGCUUGAUGCGUUACGGCGAGGCCGAAUGCCGCUUUCUCAACAAAGGCCAUGUGUGCCCCUGUGAAGCGGGGCCAGGAGAUGGAACCAGCACUCCCGAGUGUCCUGCAGAGGCAGACAAGGAGCUGGACCUGGGGGAGGCUCAGGAUUCCUUCCCCACACUGGUGAGAUCUAUGUCCACCUCUCGGAGGCACAGCUGGGAGAGCCCCUUGUCACCGGUGGACUGCAAGCGCAGGUUCAGCCUGGAUGUCACAGAGAUGGGCAGUGACCCAGAGCAGGAGCAUGUGGAGAAGAGAAGCCAGUCCUGCCCACAGCCUCAUAUGUCCCUUCAGCUGCCCAAAGGGGUGCUGGGAGCCUGGAGCAGUAGCAGGGCUGGCACAGUGAUCAAAGUGGAGAUAGAGCCGCUGCUCCCGAAGCACGGUGGGCCCAGCCUGCAGGAGGUGAAAUGUGUCAACAAUCGGAAGAGACUGAGGUCCAAGUCUGUCCCAGCAGCCUGUGAGACCGUUGCCUCCCCUCAGAUACCUCUCAGUUUCAACACUUCUCUUCCAGUUGUGGAAGGUGUUGACCCCCUGCUCUGGAGGUGCUGGAGAAGGACCACGUGUCCCCAGACCACGUCUUAAAUGUCCAGAAGGUUCUUCAGGAGCUGAAACAUACCAUGGGGUGAAGCAGAGAGCUUGUGUGCAAGAAGGC
Molecule: messenger RNA, 1201 nt
Organism: Chiroxiphia lanceolata (lance-tailed manakin)
Lineage: Eukaryota; Metazoa; Chordata; Aves; Passeriformes; Pipridae
Source: RefSeq, a predicted model, not a curated record